UGCAGUGUAGUUGCGUACGCUUCGCCGCUGGCCGCACCGCGCGCGCGCGCUCCUUCACAUGCACUUUACGAACACAUAACUUGUUUAUAAAAUUGCCGAAAUUUAAUGAACUGUGAAUUUAGUGGCUAGACAUGGAUUGUGAUAGGAGGUGAUAUCUGUGGUGCAUGCUGAUUUUAUUUCUGGUAACAUGAGCGGAAGCACAGGCGGAAAUGCAGUUCCGUCUUCGAGUGCGGGGAGCGGUGUGACGGAUACAACGAGGCGCGGGCGCUGCAAGUGGUUUAAUGUUGCUAAGGGUUGGGGGUUUAUAACCCCUGACGACGGCGGACAGGAUGUCUUUGUUCAUCAGAGCGUCAUCCAAAUGCCAGGCUUCAGAUCACUUGGUGAUGAAGAGGAGGUGGAAUUCGAGUGCAAAGACUCCGAUAAAGGACUGGAGGCCACUCGAGUCUCUGGGCCAUCAUCGGUAGACUGUCAGGGCUCGCACAGACGUCCGCUGUCCAAAAAGCGCUUCAGGAAGUUGCGUUGCUACAACUGUGGCGAGUUCGCCAAUCACAUUGCAGCGAAAUGUGGUUUGGGCCCACAACCGAAGAGAUGUCACAACUGCAAGAGCGAGGGACACCUGAUUGCCGACUGUCCUAUCAGGAUUGAGAAGAAAGAUGAAUCAAAGCAAUCGAGCAGUUCCCAAGGCAGCCAAGAGGACAACCAAUAACACGAUACCUAACCGGCUUCAGUAAAGCUAAGACAUCUUCGUUAUUUACAGUUCAAACGGUUUAACUUAAUUUCUAACGAAGUAUUUGACCAAAGAAGUCGGUUAUAACUUUUCCCACUGAUUCGUUGUAUUGGUACCAUAGACCAUAGACAUAGAGUUGUCAAAUACGAUUGACAUAAUAAAAUGAUAAAAGUCGAAACGUAAAAUAGGCCCUAUGAAUAUUUGGCAAAGGUUCAUAAUGAUCACGCAAGACCGCCGUCUCUUUCUAAUUCUUGAAGAAAGAAAGAGAUGUUGAAUCCUUCCUAAAACCUCAAUUAAUGCAAAUCUAUCGAAAUCUUUUACUCAAGUGGUGGGAGACAGAAAAAUUGAGCAAUAUUAAAUAAUACUUAAUAUUUAUAUUGACUAUUAUAAAAAUACGAGUACACAUCGACUUAUAUUUUCAUAUUAAUAUUUUAAAUAUUGCAGUUACAUGGUAAGUCUUAACAGAUACGUCUAUAUAUCUAUCUCUCUCCUUCUAUAUCUUCAUCUCACACGCCUCUUUGUCUAUGGUACGUAGUGUUUAGAGUACUUUUAAUUGAAAACAACUACCUCAUAACGUUAAAAUAUUAUUUGUAUUUUAGAAGACUGAAUAACAAGAAAGUACAAAAAUAUUUGACGUAGAUUUUACUUAAGUUUGACGUAGUACAAAUUUUAUGUGUUCGAGUGUUUUAUACUCAAUUUUUUUAUACCCAAAGUUGUGUGUCUUUAUAAUGACUAUUUUUAAUAUAAUUAUGUUGUUGUUACGCCCAAUUUUAUGUCAUUUAAGUAUAGAUUUUAAUCGCAGGCGCUUUCGCGAUCUUGUUGGUUGAAAUUAAUUCAUUUUUCAUAACAAAAUCUCACAUAUAACAAAAAGGUCUAAUAAAAUAUUAAAUCUCGAAACAUUUAUAAACUUAGCAGCGCAUCGUACGCGCAAAACUAAAAAUCAUGAUA
This is a messenger RNA of Pieris brassicae (large cabbage white), 1675 nucleotides long. It is a transcript of the gene lin-28, whose product is annotated as protein lin-28 homolog. Bases 188 to 706 code for a protein of 172 amino acids. Gene Ontology annotation, molecular function: nucleic acid binding; zinc ion binding. The record is from RefSeq and is a predicted model, not a curated record. The transcript is spliced from 5 exons. NCBI's taxonomy places the organism in Eukaryota, Metazoa, Arthropoda, Insecta, Lepidoptera, Pieridae.